AUAGAGAGAGAGAGAGAGAACAAAAGAACAAAGAAGCAAAACCCCCCAAAGCCUCCAUCUCCAUCCCGUGCACGUUCACCCACAGUAUCCUUCCCCUUCUCUCUCUCUCUAUCUCAAUCUCUCUCGCUCUGUGCUCGCUGUCUCGGUUUUUGUCUAGCAUCUGUGCAUGAGUGGUAUUGUCGUUGCUUGUUUCGGAGCAGAGAGUAGAGUGUAGAGACAGAGAGGGGGGCAGAGAGAAACAGAUAAAGAUCGGAGGCAUCUCCUUUUCCGCUCUGGUUUUUCCCUCUGCACAGAGAAAGUUAGAGAGAGAGAGAGAAAGAGAAGAGAGGUGGGGUGGAUGACCGUGGGUGUUUUGAAGGGAUAUAUAAAGAGGGAGUCUUGAGACAGGUCGGUUGUUUUUUAAGAAAUGCAGCAGCACCUGAUGCAGAUGCAGCCCAUGAUGGCCGCUUAUUAUCCUAACAACGUCACUACUGAUCACAUUCAACAGUAUUUGGACGAGAACAAGUCACUGAUUUUGAAGAUCGUUGAGAGCCAAAACUGUGGGAAGCUGAGCGAAUGUGCAGAGAACCAGGCUAAGCUACAGAGAAACCUUAUGUACCUCGCUGCUAUUGCUGAUUCUCAACCUCAGCCGCCGAGUUUGCAUCCUCAGUUUCCCUCAAGUACCAUUGCACAGCCUGGAUCAUACUAUAUGCAGCACCAGCAAGCUCAGCCGAUGACCCCACAGUCGCUCAUGGCCGCUCGAUCUUCCAUGCUGUACACCCAGCAACAACCCUAUUCCUCGUUGCACGGCCAGCCAAGCAUGAGCUCCGGCGCUAGCUCAGGGCUGAACCUUUUGCAAAGCGAGAGCGGCCACUCGGGAGGUAACGGGGCCCUCGGAGGUGGAGGCUUCCCCGAGGGCUUGCAGGUUGGUGGGAGGGGAAUGGCGGGUGGGAACAAGCACGAUCUGGGGAGUAGCAGCUCGGGUGAAGGGCGAGGUGGCGGCUUGGGCAGUGGCGGCCAGGGUGGAGCAGAUGGCGGCGAGACCCUCUACUUGAAAUCGGCGGACGACGGUAAUUGAGUGAGGGUGCCAGCGAGACGAGCCAAAUGGGUCACUUUGUUUUGAUCUCUGAACUUUGGUGAGGUAGGGAAGCUAGAGGGCUAGAAGAACUUUGCUUCUUUUUUGGUUUUUUCUAGUUCCAUUGCAAUGAAAGUCUUGAAUCUUGCAGUCUGUUGAAAGGGGCAGGCUAUGCACUUUUAUUUCAGCGUAUCAUGUAAAUUUUGUAGGACAAGAGUUCAUAAUGUUUGAGAAGUUGUCUGACCAUCCACGAAACCCAUGUGCUUCUUUGGACAGAUCCAAAUGGGUGGAUUUAGUUCCAUAAUC
Molecule: messenger RNA, 1360 nt
Organism: Rhodamnia argentea
Lineage: Eukaryota; Viridiplantae; Streptophyta; Magnoliopsida; Myrtales; Myrtaceae
Product: GRF1-interacting factor 1-like
Exons: 4
Coding region: 407-1057 (216 amino acids)
Biological process (GO): positive regulation of transcription by RNA polymerase II; leaf development; cell population proliferation
Cellular component (GO): nucleus
Molecular function (GO): transcription coactivator activity
Source: RefSeq, a predicted model, not a curated record